CCACACCGCGUUGCGAUGGUGACUGCGUGGCACCGCCCCUGGCUGUGCGAGGUUCCUGGUGGGGCGGGCCUCUGGGCGGGGCCGCGGUGCAUUGUGGGGCGGCGGCGGUUGUGGCGGCGACGGCGGCCUAGCCGAGGAAAAACCACAAUGGCAUCAGGGACAGUAAUGAACACCACUUCUGCGGGAGGAUCCAAUGAUGUGAACCUGGAGGAACCGAAGAAGAUGACAAGGGAAGACUGGAGAAAAAAGAAGGAAUUAGAAGAACAAAGGAAACUAGGAAAUGCACCUGCUGAGGUGGAUGAAGAAGGAAAAGAUAUCAAUCCUCAUAUUCCUCAGUACAUAUCCUCAGUACCAUGGUACAUAGAUCCUUCUAAAAGACCUACACUAAAGCAUCAGAGACCUCAGCCAGAGAAGCAGAAACAGUAUAGUUCCUCUGGAGAAUGGUACAAACGAGGAGUUCAGGAGCAUGCUGUAGCAACUAGAUAUCGUAAAGGAGCUUGCGAGAACUGUGGGGCAUUGACACACAAAAAGAAAGACUGCAUGGAGAGACCCAGGAAAGUUGGAGCAAAAUACACAGGCAUGAAUAUUGCACCAGAUGAACAUGUGCAGCCUCAGCUGAUGUUUGAUUAUGAUGGAAAGAGAGACCGUUGGAAUGGUUAUAACCCAGAAGAGCACAUGAAGAUUGUAGAGGAAUAUUCCAAGGUUGAUUUGGCCAAACGUACGCUGAAAGCCCAGAAGCUUCAGGAAGAGUUAGCAUCAGGAAAGCUGGAGCAAGUGAACUCCCCAAGACACCAGUGGGGAGAAGAGGAACCAAAUUCACAGACAGAAAGAGAUCAUAACAGUGAAGAUGAAGAUGAAGAUAAAUAUGCAGAUGACAUUGAUAUGCCUGGGCAGAACUUUGACUCUAAAAGACGUAUCACAGUUCGAAACUUACGUAUUCGGGAAGAUAUUGCAAAAUACCUGAGGAAUCUAGAUCCAAACUCUGCUUAUUAUGAUCCCAAAACAAGAGCAAUGAGGGAGAACCCAUAUGCCAAUACAGGCAAGAAUCCAGAUGAAGUUGGUUAUGCAGGUGACAACUUUGUUCGCUACACUGGAGAUACCAUUUCAAUGGCACAGACUCAGCUGUUUGCUUGGGAGGCUUAUGACAAAGGCUCUGAAGUUCAUCUUCAAGCAGACCCUACAAAAUUAGAGCUACUUUAUAAAUCCUUCAAAGUGAAAAAGGAAGAUUUCAAGGCACAGCAGAAAGAAAGCAUCCUAGAGAAGUAUGGAGGACAAGAACACCUAGAUGCCCCGCCAGCUGAACUGCUGUUAGCUCAAACAGAAGAUUACGUGGAGUACUCUAGACAUGGAACAGUCAUCAAAGGACAAGAGAAAGCUAUUGCUUGCUCUAAAUAUGAAGAGGAUGUAAAGAUCAACAACCAUACAUGCAUUUGGGGUUCAUAUUGGAAGGAUGGCAAGUGGGGUUACAAAUGCUGCCACUCGUUUGUCAAGUACUCAUACUGUACAGGAGAAGCUGGGAAAGAAAUUGCUAAUGCUGAAGCAAGCUUACUGGAAGAGCAACCCAGGGAGGAAGAACACAUAACAAAACCCAAAACACUGAUGGAGAUCCACCAAGAGAAACAGAAAGAGAAGAAAAAGAAGAAGCACAAGAAGAGCUCAAAUUCAGAUAGCGAGGGUGAAGAGAAAAAGAAGCAAGAAAAACUUAAAAAGGCACUAAAUGCAGAAGAGGCUCGUCUUCUCCAUGUUAAAGAAAUCAUGCAGUUAGAUGAGAGGAAGAGACCGUACAACAGCCUAUAUGAAACCAGGGAGCCAACAGAAGAGGAAAUGGAAGCCUACAGAAUGAAACGUCAGAGACCUGAUGAUCCCAUGGCCUCUUUUCUUGGACAGUAGUAAUGGUGAAAAUUAUUCCAAUACACAAGACUUUUUUUUCAUACCUGUUUCCAACUUUAUAGACACUUGCUUACCUUUCACAUGUCUUAAUAAUUGCCAGACAUAGCAGAGACCUUUUUUGCACCAAAGAAGUUGGUGAAAACUUCUUUCAACAGAUAUAAACUGUCCAAUACUUACAGCAAUUUUAUACGUGUGUGUGUAUAUACAUAUACAGUCACAAAUAUAUAUAUACAGACACACAUGUGUAUAUAUAAAAUUCUAUGUAUAUAUAGAAUAUGUACGCCUACUCUGUAAAUUCUUUAUUGGGAAAGAUCUGAUGCUGGCUGGGAUUCUAGGUUUGUUUUGGCCAGCUGAUGUAUCCACAGAAUCAUGAUACACUCAGUAAAACUGACUACUCAAAUGGUCAGCAGGUGUCACAACACAGAACAACAAUUGUUGGGAAAAAAAUUUCAUACAGCUACUGAAGCCUCCUGUUUGUAAAGAGAGUUGCCUGUCACAUGGCUUUAAAAGGAGAAAUAUCUUCUUUGUUGACAACUUUGUAGUAAGUAUUUUGGAAAUGUAAAGAUUGUUUGCUUUGUACAGUUUUGGUUAAAUUAAUAUAAAGAUCUUAAAUGCU
Molecule: messenger RNA, 2506 nt
Organism: Phalacrocorax carbo (great cormorant)
Lineage: Eukaryota; Metazoa; Chordata; Aves; Suliformes; Phalacrocoracidae
Source: RefSeq, a predicted model, not a curated record